AUGGUUCUAAGGAUUGGAUAUGUCCGAGAACACUUCUGUUCUCCCCUUUUGCAGUUCGAAGCCGAAGACAAGGGCUCGACGUUUACGCUUGUCGAGUGCCCCAGUGGCACGGGUCAGCUGAUCUCCCGACUCACGAAGGAUGAAAUCGAUAUCGCAAUAGCUCUCACAGAUCCCUUGAUCGCAGGGAUCGCAAAGGGAUCGGAGGCGUAUAAGCUCGUAGGGAGUUACGUCACGUCGCCUCUCCGCUGGGCGGUCAUAACGGGGCACAAACCCUCAGCAUACAAUCAAAUCUCCGACCUCCAAGGUAGCACGAUCGGUAUUUCAAGAAAUGGCAGCGGGAGUCAGACAAUGGCGUACGUCAUGGCGUUACAGCAGCGCUGGCCCACGAGUGAGCUCAAGUUCCAAGUCAAUAACGACAUCCACGGCCUCAUUAAUUCCGUGAAUGACGGGACGACGAGCGCUUUCAUGUGGGAAUGGUUCACCACGAAACCGUUUUCCGACGCGGGGGAGUGCCGCUUCAUCGGUCAAGUCCCAACGCCAUGGCCCUCCUGGCUCAUUGCGGCGCACCCGACACGAGCAGAACCAGUUGCCGUACGCACGUUCCUCAAUAAUCUCUCGCGCCACGUCCGUGCAUUUGCGUCUGCAGAGGCCCGAGCAGGACCGAGCGUCAAGUUUGUGAUGGACACCUUUAGCUAUCCUGAAACAGACGUCAAGGAGUGGCUCGAUGCUGUGGAGUACCCUGAAGACUGCUCAACGAUACCGUGGAACGUCAUCACUGACACGUUGAGUGUCCUGCAACAAGCUGGCGUAGUGGCCCCGCCUGAAGGAGCUGUCAAGCGGGAUCAUUUCGUGAACCUGGACAUCGUGACACUCGUUUGACACGUGAAAAUUCAUUACUUCUAUUGUUAUUGAUCAUAGUAUGCAUCACCCCUUGUGAUACGUACUUAUCGUGUCUGUAGAGAAGAAAGCCGUAAUUACCUGAUGAAGUCCCAAUUCUAGACGGGCGGUAAUGAACGGACCGGGUCCUUGGUUGAAGAACGUUCCACCAUGCCAGCAUCGAAAAAUUGAGAGCGUGUAGAUAAGCAGCAGUGAAUUGUGACAGCUGAUCAUGACAGUUACAUAUACCCUACACAUAGUCGAUAAAUAUCCAACCGCCGUGAAAAAGUCAGUAUGUAGAAAUAGAGUCAAUCCUAAUGCAGCGUCCGACGUAGUAAUGGUGCAAAUGGCAAAUGCAGUAAAAGUAAAACUGUUCUCUACACAGCAAUAAAAGUCCUCAAGAUUGUAACAUACGAAUGUCCAUUGAUGAGCCCGGAGGUUGUAACGGUCGUACAAGUCUAAAAC
Suillus plorans is the source of this 1341-nucleotide messenger RNA. Its product is annotated as periplasmic binding protein-like II. The record is from RefSeq and is a predicted model, not a curated record. The transcript has 10 exons. Bases 1 to 879 code for a protein of 292 amino acids. NCBI's taxonomy places the organism in Eukaryota, Fungi, Basidiomycota, Agaricomycetes, Boletales, Suillaceae.